CAGACCGCAAGGCGGAAGGAAGUGCAUACCACAAGUGUUUCCCCUCCCCCACCCACCAUAAGUUGCAUGCCAGCAGUUGCAACUUGCAAUAAAGUUUUUAGCCCGCUUCUUGUGCCCCUGUCCCUUCCCAAUAGUUCUUGUGUCGCUGCCUCCUCCAACCCUGAUGUUGGUAAAAUGAAAACAGAAAACUUCUUCAAGUACGGCGCUCCUUUGUACAAUUUGAAAAGUACUCGGACUCACUCGCAGAACCAACCGCAAGCGAGUGGCAUCGGUAACAGCCACCACGGAACAGGCCACCUGACAACUGACGACCUGCGUCAUCUCACGCAGCAGCAUCGCAUCUCUGGGUACUCGGACAGGGAGAGCGUAGCCAGUGGGAGCAGUGCUGGUGGCAGGAUUAGGAGGAGAUCGAGAAACUUCUCGAUGAAGUCCUCGAAGGGGGGCAUUACCAAGAAGACCAAGACCAUGGAUUACACCAACUACGCCUACAAUGAGGCUGUGGGACGUCUCAAGGUAAUGCUGGCCGACAACUCCUAUACACCGCCCAAGGUUGGAGCCAGUGCAUCCGCCGCCUAUUUGCGUAACUUCAAUGAGGAUUCUGGGGACAAUUUUUCGGAUAAUCUAUCGGUGAUUGAGCGUCCUGUCUUUUCGGACAUUUCCAAGUAUUUGUCGCCCAGCCAGAAGUCGCGGAUGAGCUCCUAUCGGCCCAAGAAAACUUACGGCAUGCAACCAAUGGGCAACCAAUAUGGCCUGUCCGUCUCCAAGGAGAAUUUGUCCUCCAUGGCGGCUCUCUAUUCGGGCAGCAAUGUCCCAGCUGCUCAGCCGCCUCCUCCACUGGCCACGGACAGUGUCCAGGCACCGGUGGAGAUUUUCAGCUUCAUUGAGAAGCAGGAGGACUACAUCGAGCAGCUGGAGAAGGAGUCCAAGUACUGUCGCAACGAGCUGACCAAUCUUUUGGGCAAGGUGAAAGAUGUGAUCAACGAGAACGAGCAGAUCACGGAGAAUGCACGCUCGGAGCUGGCAAAUAUGGGGUCGGGGAAGUCGUCGGGGAUGAACCAAGGUGGGAUCACGACCAGUCCGUCGUCCGACAGCGAUGAGCACCUGAUUUAUGGCAGUGGCCGUAAGACUCCGACUACCCCAAGGAAGGGAAAUCUGAAGGUGCAGAGUCCACGGUAUGCCAGUGCCCCCAAUAUUGUGUACGAGGCUCGCAUCAGCGAACUGGAGGCGGAGCUGAUGCAGGCCAAUAUCGAUCUGAAGCGCGUGAGAACUGAGAACGAGGAUCUGAAGCGGAGGCUGGCCCACACGGAUCCCAUCACGACGGUGGCCACUUUGGGCGGCGGCAACUGUGAGACGCAUCGCAAGCAGCUGGACUGCCUGCAGCAGGACAAGCUCACCUUGGAGGAGACUGUGCGCCACUUGCAGCGCAUGCUGGACGACGCCAAGGCCCAGGGCCAGGGCAGCACCACCUCCAAGCGCUACAUCAGCGAUCUGGUGCAGAUGGAACGCUCCCAGGCCGAGCUGGAGGUGCGUCACCUUCGCGACGAGUUGGAUCGCCAGCACGAACGUGUCCGGGAGAUGCAACACGAAAUGGCCCGUCGCUUGGCCGAGGAGCGGGCCAGCGCAGAGAGGCGCUACAAUACCCAGGUGGACCAGCUGGGCGGCGAUCUGAGCUGCCAGUGGGAGCAGGUGACCAAGCUGCAGCUGGAGUUGGAGCGCCAGAAGCGGUACGAGACCGAUCUCAAGCGGGACGUCACCAAUCGCAACUCGCAAAUCGAAGAGCUGAAGAACGAGCUGAGGGCCAAUCGCACCAACUUCCUGGCGGACAUGGCUACCUCCAAUGCAGAGAAGCAGUCCCUCGAGCAGGAGAUCACCUCGCUGCGUCUCCAGUUGGAUCGCGCUGCCCGGGAGACCAAAACGGACGCAGCUCGCCUCCAGGCGGAGAUCAAUUCUCUGCGUCAGCGCUUGGAUCGCGGGGAUGCAGAUCUGCUGCACUCAAAGCGGGAGGUUCUGCGACUCAACGAUGAGAUAGCCAAUCUGGAGAAGGAGCUAGCCUAUGGUGAGCUGAAGAACGAAAUACGACCCACCAAGAAAGAUUUGGACAAGCGGAUCUCGGAAAUGCAGGAUAAGCAUGCGGAUACGGUAAAUGAGCUUGAGGAAAUGAUAACAUCUCAGAAGCAACUCAUGGAUAAACUGACGGGCGAGUGUAAAACCUUAACGGGCAAGUUAGAGGAUACAUCGUACAAGCACAACGAGGAGAAGCAACAGCUACGUGCCACAAACGAGCAGCUGAUGGCACGUCUCAGACAGAUCUGGGCCAAAUAUAAAUCACAAUUGCCACAAGUGCACAAUGGAAACCCGGAGCAAAGCUCUGAGGAGUCGAAAGAUGAGCACAAAUUACAGAAAUUGCAGCCGCUUACGACUACCAGGCAGCGACAUAUGGCACAACAAUCGAACCCAUACAAAGCACCCCACAACUACACAGCAGCGCCGACGAUGACUACAGCGGUGGAGGAGGAGGCAGGGGCGGAGGAGAAGAUGCAGUUGCCACAGGAUCAACUGCAGCAGCAGCAACAGCUGCAGCAGUCACAACAACAGCUCUUGCUGCUGGGGCAGUUGCAGCAGCAGCAGCAGGAGCGCGAAAGAGCAGCAUCAGCAACGGCGGCGGCGGCGGCGGCAGCCAGGGAAUCCUCUCCGACUAUGGACUCCAGGAUAACGAUGACGAGAAUCUCAAGGACAACCUUGGCUUGGGCGAGAAGCAGCAACAGCAGCAGCAGCAACAAGAGCAGGAAAGGCAACGAGAACGCGAGGAGCGAGAUCGAGAGUUGCAACAGUUGCGGGAACAGCGAGAGAAACGGGAACGGGAGAGGGAACGUGAGCGGGAACGGGAACAGGCAGAGCAGCAGAAAGCAGAGCAGCAGCAACAAUCGCAACAGCCACAGCUGCAACAGCAACAGCAACAACAGCAGCCUCUCGGCGACAGCAGCAGCAUCUCGAAUGCCGGCAGCGCCAAUUUGGCGGCAUACAACACCGACUACAGUGCCUACGAUCAGCAGCAGUACGAUGCGAGUGCCUACGAUCCGAAUGCCUACGCCCAGCAGCCCUACGAUGGCCAACAGUACGACUACGGAGAUGCCACGGCCGGAUACGAUUACAGUGCCGCCGACUACGGACAGUCUGGAUACCAGUAUGACCCCACGCCAGCAGCUGCCGCUACCAACCAGUCACAGUCCCAACCGCAGCAGCCCCAAGCCCAGUCCCAGCCCCAGUAUCAGGCAACAGCUGCGGCGCCUCCUCAGCGAGUCGCAACGGACUACAACCGAUCGCCACCGCCGCUGGCAGCGACGCCCGUCACGGGGAUCACGUCCCCACCAGCAACAGGAGGCGGCACUGCAGCAGCAGCAGGAGUCGGAGCGGUAUCCACCGCGAGCAGACCUCAACCGCGCCCGGGCGGUGGAGUUGUGGGGCCAGGAACUGGAUCCACAGUCGCCGGCAGCAAAUCCACUCUGCCACAACAGUCUGCCCCGGCAGCCGCCGGCAAGAAGUAGCUGGAGUCCCGACCUGGAGGAUCCCCUGCUGCUGGAGUGCUCGAUCAGCAGUCCCAGCCUGAUGCGCUCCUCCAACGACGAGACCUGCUCCGAGCUGGCCGAUCUAAGUGAGACCUUUGUGGUGCUUCCCGAUGGCUCCGACGAGAGCGUGUCACCAGCCCAGACCACCAUCAUUACGGCCCGUCGUUCCAGCGCCCCGGCCAUAGUGCAACAACAGGAGGAGCAGGAGGAGGAGGGCGUUGCCAACGUAACGGUCAUCAUAGAGCGCGAUCUAGAUGCCCAAGCAUAGGGGACAGCAGUAGCACCAUAUUUUCUUCCAGCGACUCUUUCUUCAAUCAACAAACGUACUCGGACUCGUACUUCUACUCAUAUGUUUUCCAGCCUAACAAAUACAUAAAUAUUCCGUAUUUUUUGGUAAUUACAACAAAUUAACUUUAAAUGCAAUAAAAAUUGAAUAUU
Drosophila obscura is the source of this 4004-nucleotide messenger RNA. Its product is annotated as calponin homology domain-containing protein DDB_G0272472. Gene Ontology annotation, cellular component: centriole; centrosome. Bases 67 to 3834 code for a protein of 1255 amino acids. Lineage: Eukaryota; Metazoa; Arthropoda; Insecta; Diptera; Drosophilidae. The transcript is spliced from 7 exons. Gene Ontology annotation, biological process: centrosome cycle; neuron migration; tube formation. The record is from RefSeq and is a predicted model, not a curated record.